Quercus lobata is the source of this 699-nucleotide messenger RNA. Its product is annotated as non-functional pseudokinase ZED1-like. NCBI's taxonomy places the organism in Eukaryota, Viridiplantae, Streptophyta, Magnoliopsida, Fagales, Fagaceae. The transcript is spliced from 2 exons. The coding region runs from base 1 to 699 and encodes 232 amino acids. Gene Ontology annotation, biological process: protein phosphorylation; cell surface receptor signaling pathway. Gene Ontology annotation, cellular component: plasma membrane. Gene Ontology annotation, molecular function: ATP binding; protein serine/threonine kinase activity. The record is from RefSeq and is a predicted model, not a curated record.
AUGAAAGAUGGAAGACUAUUAUUAGAGGAGCUUCUUGUGUUUUGCAAUGGAAAAAGCAAUCCAAUCUGUAUCUUCUUUGCCAAAGAGCUUAGAAGAGCAACAAACAACUAUGACCAACGCCAAUGUUUUCUGCAGGAUGUUGUUUUUGAGUUUUACAAGGGUUAUCUGGAAGGUCAUUUAAUCUCAGUCAAGAAGCUUAGAGAUGAAAAAAAUUUUGUUAGUAAAGACAUUGCAGUUGAAGGCAUUCUUCAACAAUGUUCUAAGGCUCUCUGGUUGCUGCUUGGAGCCUUGGAGACUAAAAAUCCAACUCUAGUGUAUGAAUUUGCAGGUCACAGCAUUCUCUCCAACCGUAUAUAUGAGACUCAUAGAGACCACUUUAAGCCAAUACCAUGGAAGUUUCAGAUAAGGAUUGCAAGGGACAUGGCUAAGGCAGUAGCAUAUCUCCAUACCACAUUUUCCAGGCCCAUCAUCCAUAGAGACAUUAAUUCCUCCAAAUUCAAAUUGGAUGAGAACAAUAUGGUCAAUGUAGAAGAUGCUAUAUGUAGCAGAAUAGGUUAUGCUGCACUUGAGAAUGUGGUUACAGGCUAUUUAACUGAGAAGGCUGAUGUGUGUAGUUUUGGUUUGUUUCUAUUUGAGCUUUUGGCUGGAAGGAGGUUUGGCAUUUCUUGCUGUAAUGAUGAAGCCCUUCAACCAGAUUGA